UCUUAGCAACGGCUACUGCCUUUCCGUUAGUCUCAAGAGCUGUUACACCUCGUACCUCUGGGAUUGUCCAUGGAGGACGUAACAUUAGACGCAAGCAACCUCUUUGCAUCAGAGGGUGACAAUGCAGUUCUGGACACAGACGUGUAUGAUCAGGAAGGCUAUGAUGUCCCAGAUCCUGGGGUGCUCUCAGAAAGGCAUGAAUUGGGUCUGGACGAGGCACCACAGGCCCUGCAGCUCUUUACAAAUAGCCAGAGGUGGCGGAAAAUGACACUGCGUUCCCGAGCCCGCCUGCUGUGGCUGCAUCUACGCACAUACCUCCAUGACAUUGUAGAAAAGGAGAAAAGAGCAGAGCUGCGAGUCACUCGGAUGACACACGGGCUGGAGCCACUGCGUCGUCUGAAGGUGGCAGCUGGUCUGCGCUCAGUAGCGCAGGACCCAGUGGGUGGACGCUUCAUGGUACUAGACGGUGAAGGUUACCUACAUCAGCAUACCAAGGAUGGCUGGGUGCAGGCAAAGCUGCAGGCGCCUGUGGUGCUUAACGGGCUAGUGACUGUGCCUGGCCCUUUGGGAGAAGUGGGCCGCUUUGUAGGCUGGGGCCCAGCUGGACUGUCCAUAUUAGGGCCAGACUUCCACCUGCUCUGGCUGAGCCUGCCACAGGAGAACAAGAUGCUGGGCCAGGAGCCUCUGUGUUGCUUACCAGUGCCCAGCCUGGGACUGUUGCUUGUGGCCCAGGUGGGAGGCAGCCUGGAGCUCUGGAAGUUCCGAUCAGGGGGUCGCCGCCUGGUGUCCUGUGGCUCACCUUUGCAACCACCGCCAGGCUUGUCUGGCUCUCUCAAGAGGCUGGCACUAGGGCCGGAAACUGACCACGGCACCCAGCAUUGCUUUGCUGCCUAUGGCUCGGCAGUGCUCACUUUUGAUCUGGACACCUGGUCGCUAGUAAAUGUGUGCCAGGAUCUGCAUAAAACAAUCAUCUCAGACCUGGAAUACUGUGAGGAGGUAGAAGCCAUGGUGACAGCUUCCCGGGACAGUACUGUGAAGGUGUGGGAGGCUGACUGGCAGAUCCGGAUGGUGUUCGUGGGCCACACAGGCCCAGUGACAGCUAUGACAGUGCUCCAGAACACCUCGCUAGUAGUGUCCGCCUCACAGGAUGGAACGCUUCGCACAUGGGACCUGAGGGCCGCAACUCAGGUGGGAGAGGUAACACUGGGUUGCUGGAACCAAGACAUAUUAUCCGAGAGAGUGAGCCGUUUGCUGGCUCCUGCAGCUCCUGGCUGGUCGGUGCUCUCUCUGUUCUCAAAAAGUGUGGAGCUGUGGCGUGUGCGUGACCUCUAUUCGCCCUUAGCACAGCUAUCCGCUCCAGUGCUUCACGUACAGGUGGCGCCAGUGCUGCCCACACCAGCUGAGCCGCCUCUGCCCUCUCGCCUUGUAUGCGCUUGUGCAGAUGGGUCGGUCUACCUGGUGUCAGCUGCUACGGGACGAACUGUGAGUUCAUUGCUGCUGGAACCGGAGGACUGUGCUGCUGGGGUGGCUUAUUGUUUGUCUCGAGAAGCUCUGUGGGUGUUGACACGCUCAGGGCACCUACUGCGCGCCAACGCAGCACGCUGCCCCAUGGUCGUACUGCACCGCCUGCGUCCGUCUCCACCCCCAGCGCCCCAGCCCUGCUGUCUGCACCUCUACAGCCAUCUCACAGACCCUCGUAGUGCAUUCAGUUGCUGGGAGAUUGUGCGCCACAAUCAGGGCGACACGCUCCGCAGUGCCAUUGCCUGGUCCUGGAAAAAUAAGAACAGAUUCUUACCAAUGAUAGGGCACUCAGACGGCACACUGUCUGUUCUGGAUUGGCGCACAUCAGUGACAGUCUUUCUUACAGAAGCGCACAGUCCAGAACCAGUGACUGCUAUUGGGUCCACCUGGAACAGCAUUGUGACUUCAGGUGGCGAUCUGACGGUAAAGAUGUGGCGUGUGUUCCCGUAUGCCGAGGAGAGUCUGAGCCUGUUACGCACCUUUUCCUGUUGCCACCCGGCAGUAAUGCUCUGUGCUCUGGGCAAGCGCAUCACUGUAGGCUUUGAGGACCCAGAGAGCGCCACCUAUGGCCUGGUGCAGUAUGACCUGGGUGACAAAAUGCGCAGUGACCACCGGCCACAGGAUGACCCUACGGACCACAUCACUGGACUAUGCUGCUGCCCUACCCUCAAGAUAUAUGCGUGCUCCAGCCUGGACUGUACCAUCCGAAUCUGGACCUGGGAGAACAGGCUGCUGCGGCUCCUGCAGUUGGAUGGUCCCCCUCAGGCCCUGGCCUUCUCCAACAACAAUGGAGACCUGGUAUUCGCUCUAGGUUCCCGCCUCUGCCUGGUGUCCCACAUGCUCUACCUACCUACAUCCUAUCUAGUUGAGAAAUUGUGUCAGAAGUCCCCUGAGGUGGUGAAUGACCCUCCGCUGCCGCUGAACAGCCAGAAGCCACUGACAUUCUCCCAGCUGCAGAGGCUUGCCAGCCUCCAUGGAGCAGCCAGCCUCAGUGUGACCUUGCCCUUCACCUAUCACCAGACAGAAACAAUUCAGCAGCCAGUGUUGAAGGAGGACUUGAAGGAUCUCAUAGCCCGGGAUCAAGACCUUCAAGAACUGAGGCAAGGACUGGUGGUCCCGUCACCCCGGCCCCAACUCUCCUGGAAGAUGCGCCAGGAAGCCUUUGACAGUUACUUACAUCUGAUCUACGGUUCUGACCUGCUGGUGGGUAUGGGAUCAAUCCCAGGCCCUGGCAUAACCUUCACCCUAUUUGACACAGACUUCGUGUUUGCUUGUUUGUUUGUUUUCCUGUCCCAGGACAUAAAAUCUGAAAGGGAGUUCCUGCAGUGGGGCACUGCGGGCUCCAUCACAGAGAAAGAGACUCAGGACAUGGGGAUCCAGCCAGGAGCUGCUACCAGUGGUGGGCAGGCUACAUUAAGCACUGACGUUCAGCCAGUGUCCCCACCUUCAGCCCCCCACACCCCAGGAGCCCCAGGCAGGCGCUUUGCCCGCCCUCCCCGUGUCUCCUUGCCCAUUCCACCCACUCACCGGACAGUGCAUAGCCAGGCAUCCCAGCUUCUAGCACGUUCCUCGCUGAGCUGUGAGCUGGGCCUCAGUUUGGAUCUGCAGCUGCGGUGGGAUUCGUUUGGAAAAAAGAUCAUGGACCUGAACACAUCACCUGAUUACCUGAAGAAUAGGGUUCCACUGUUGCUGCACAGAAGGCCCCGAGAUCCUCUCUCAAAACUAGGGGGCUUCUUUCCUGCCACCAUACAGCCCCACAGGAAACGCACUCGGCCCAUCAGCUUUCCUGGCUGCGUGCCCAACUCUGUGAUAGUGCGGCAAAUGUGGCUGCAGGCAGAGGUCAGCUGCCUCGGCUCCCUAGAAGAACUCACCCAGGACAAAUUCAAGUCACUUGGAGGCAAGAAUGACGAGUGGUUGAAGCGCCGAAAGCAUUCUGGCAGGUGGCGAAAGAAACUGAAACUGCUCUAUUGGCUUCAGAGCUCAUGUAAGAGGGGGGAAGGAGAGGACUACGAAGAGGAGGAUGAAGAGGUGGAGACAGAGUGGCUCUCCCCUUCUCCAACUACUGAAGAGCAUCUAGAAGCAGACACUCAUAGUUCCAUGGACUUGACCACAAAACCUCAACCUGCAGUCACCCAGACCCAAGUGGCUCCCCACCAACACAAGCCUGGGCGCUCACUCUUGGAAGAGCGCUAUGGGCAUUUGCCCAAGUUCCUGCAUCAGUUUGUUGUUCAGAACUGGUUCAAAAAGCUGUUCCCUAUCUUUACCCUGGAGGCCUAUCCAGAGAUGGGCACCAUAGAUGGCUUGGCUUCAGUGUUUGUGGACUUCCUGCAACAAGCUACCUGGGCAGAAAGAGUACAUAUUCUAAAUGCCCUGCUGAGGCUGUUUCCUGAGAUGAGCAGUGAGCUCCACAGCCGGCUGCAGGCCAAACUCUUGUACUUGCUCAACCAAGACCAGCCCCCUAGCCUCCAGGACAAGAUUCAGAAGCAGUUUGUGAUGCUGGCGCUGCAGCUGCUCCUGGCCUGCACCCUGGAGGUCCUUGAUGUGGUUUUGGAGAUCCUGACCUACUACCUCUACUCGCCAGCCAGUUUUCACCAAGAACUCAUGAAUCUGCUAGUUGUGCUGGGCCUCAAGGACCCACAGGGCUUCCUGUUCAAGGAGUUGGCAACCUGGUCUGAGAACUUCAACCUUGACUCCAAGGCCAAUAUACGCACACAAUGUCAACAGAAGCUGGAGGAGAUGAGUCUUCAGAUGACUAACUUGGAGCAGUCUGCAGCCAGUGCUUCUACGGAACCUCCCAGGGAGGUCUCCUCGCAAGCCUCCCUUGCCUCUGGGGCACUCCUGCCUGCCUUGAGCACCUCUUGGCUACCCUCCCAGGCAUCAGAAGUCUCCUUGCGUGUUCAAGAGCUGAUGGUGUCACCUGUGCCUUCAGUUUUGGAGCCCGUGUUAUCAUCCAUGCUAGAUCUCCGUGCUGCAAGCAUUAAGGCACAUUCUCGCAUGCGGUCAACCAAAAGAGUCUUCGCUGAUACACUGCGGGCCUUCUGUUCUGUGACCCAGGACAACUUGUGUGUUCCUGUGUCCCCUGCAGUAAAAAAAGGGUCACCUCCACUGGAGGAGACAGAAUGGUCACACUCUCAGAUACUGGACCUUUUUUAUAUUGAUGUGCUUAAUUUCUUCUGUGAGAAGCACCGGACACGGCAGCAGAGCUUGCUGGAGGAGGAGGAAGAGGAGCGCUUACAUGUCUCAGGCUUAAGCCAGCUACGGCCCAACAUUGUGGUGCGGCCGCCCCGGGAUCGCUGGUGCGCAUUGCUGUGGGCCUGUCAGGUUGACCCUGCGUGGGCUGCAGAGGAAGGUCUGAUUGAAUCCUCUUCCUUCUUCAGGCUCUAUCCCAUUUUUCGGCUGCAGGAGACCAGGCAACCAAGCUUUGGGAUGUUUCUUAGGGGUCACAGGCUGUACCGCCAGGGCCCAGCUCGUGGUGAUGGCUCUCUUCGGGUGCUGAAGCUGCCACUGCCACGAGUGGAGUUGCAGCCUUUUCCCCCAGGUUGGCCUGCACCCCCACGGGCGCUGCCCCCACUGCUCCUCCAACCUACACUGCAACGCUACUUUCUGCCCCAAGACACAAACCCUAACAUCUACGGUUGACCUGGGGGACAGAUAGCCAAGGUUCCAUGGUCAAGGCCCAGUCCUACCACCUUGGCAAAUCACACUAUCAUGUUUGGUCUGAAUUAAAAUAUAUAUACAUAUAUAUUUA
Messenger RNA from Alexandromys fortis (reed vole), 5269 nucleotides. RefSeq names its product WD repeat domain 97 (gene Wdr97). Bases 70 to 5160 code for a protein of 1696 amino acids. The record is from RefSeq and is a predicted model, not a curated record. NCBI's taxonomy places the organism in Eukaryota, Metazoa, Chordata, Mammalia, Rodentia, Cricetidae. Gene Ontology annotation, molecular function: protein binding. The transcript has 22 exons.